Molecule: messenger RNA, 2589 nt
Organism: Orycteropus afer afer
Lineage: Eukaryota; Metazoa; Chordata; Mammalia; Tubulidentata; Orycteropodidae
Gene: OSBPL5
Product: oxysterol binding protein like 5
Exons: 22
Coding region: 1-2589 (862 amino acids)
Biological process (GO): phospholipid transport
Cellular component (GO): intracellular membrane-bounded organelle; membrane; cytosol
Molecular function (GO): sterol binding
Source: RefSeq, a predicted model, not a curated record
AUGGCCACAUACUCACGGCCCCUACCCUGCUUUGGCAACUAUGACAAGCUCUUUAGCUCUGCCAAUAAGUCUACUCUGCCAGCAAGCCGUGGCCCGAAGGGACGUGACAGAAGUGAAGAUGGUGAUGAGAGUGGUGGCAGUGUGAUGGUGCCAGUGGUGGUGGUGGUGGUGGUGGUGCUCUUGAUGAAGCAACCAGGCUCCCGGCAGCACACACAGCUUCUGUGCGGUUACGGCUUGGACCUGGUGCUGCACAGAGACCCCCUGCAGGGAGGCAGAAGGCCACCCGCCCCAGCCCGCGCCGAGCCGUCUGCCAUGGCCCUCAGCAUCCUCUCCGAGCAGUUCUGCAUCCGAAGGCCUCGCAAGGCAGAGUACAGGCUGUACAACGGGUCCGACAAGGAGUGUGUGUCCCCAACGGCCAAGGUCACCAAGAAGGAGACGCUCAAGGCGCAGAAGGAGAACUACCGCCAGGAGAAGAAGCGGGCCACCAAGCAGCUGUUCAGCGCGCUGACCGACCCCAGCGUGGUCAUCAUGGCCGACAGCCUGAAGGGACCCAAAGGCGAGAGCGUGGGCUCCAUCACACAGCCUCUCCCUAGCAGCUACCUGAUCUUCAGGGCCGCCUCCGAGUCGGACGGCCGCUGCUGGCUGGAUGCCCUGGAGCUGGCCCUACGAUGCUCCAGCCUCCUGCGGCUCGGCGCCUGCAAGCAGACCUGCGACAGUGAACCCAGCUCCUCGCCCGACACGUCGCCCUCGGCGCUCUACAGGCUGCCCGGCUCGGCCGACAACCACCCUGAGCGGGACCUGUUCCCACUGAACGGGUCGUCACUGGUGAGCCACCUGGAGAACGACGCAUUUUCUGACAAGUCAGAGAAGGAGAACGCCGAGGAGUCUGACAACGAGGCCCAGGACCACCGCCGGAAGACCCCCGAGAGCGGCAGCGACCAGUCAGAGCCGCGGGGCAGCCCGGCCCGGAACGGGACCACGUACGUGGAGCAGGCCUGCGAGGAGCUGGGGGAGGUGGGUGAGGCGGCUCAGGUAGAGACCGUGUCUGAGGAGAACCGGAGUCUGAUGUGGGUGUUGCUGCGGCAGCUGCGGCCAGGCAUGGACUUGUCCCGCGUGGUGCUGCCCACGUUUGUGCUGGAGCCCCGCUCCUUCCUCAACAAGCUGUCCGACUACUACUACCAUGCCGACCUGCUCUCCAGGGCGACGCUGGAGGAGGAUGCCUAUGGCCGCAUGAAGCAUGUGCUGCGAUGGUACCUGUCAGGCUUCUACAAAAAGCCAAAGGGGAUCAAGAAGCCCUACAACCCCAUCCUCGGGGAGAUCUUCCGCUGCCGCUGGUUCCACCCGCAGACCGACAGUCACACCUUCUACAUCGCGGAACAGGUCUCCCACCACCCGCCUGUGUCUGCCUUCCACAUCAGCAACCGGAAGGAUGGCUUUUGUAUCGGUGGCAGCAUCACGGCCAGGUCCAAGUUCUAUGGGAACUCACUAACAGCUCUGCUGGACGGCAAGGCCACGCUCACCUUCCUGAACCGAGCUGAGGAUUACACCAUCACCAUGCCCUACGCCCACUGCAAAGGAAUCCUCUAUGGCACCAUGACCAUGGAGCUGGGUGGCAAAGUGACCAUCGAGUGUGAGAAGAACAACCUCCAGGCCGAGCUGGAGUUCAAGCUCAAGCCUUUCUUCAGGGGCAGCACCAGCAUCAACCAGAUCUCAGGGAGGAUCACGGCGGGAGAGGAGGUGUUGGCGAGAGUCUCGGGGCGCUGGGACCGAGAAGUCUUCGUCACGGAGGAGGGGCGCGUGGGUGCUGAGCUCCUCUGGAACCCGGCGGGAGAGGUGCGUGCACAGAGACUGAAGAGGCACACGGUGCUGUUGGAGCAGCAGACGGAGCUGGAGUCGGAGAGGCUCUGGCAGCAUGUCACCAGGGCCAUCUGUGAGGGCGACCAGCACAGGGCCACACAGGAGAAGUUUGUGCUGGAGGAGGCACAGCGGCGACGGGCCCUCGAACGCCAGCAGACUCUCACGCCCUGGACGCCACGGCUGUUCCACCUGGACCCUGCCACCCAGGAGUGGCACUACCUAUAUGAGGACCGCAGUCCUUGGGACCCUGAGAAAGACUUGCUGCAGUUCGAAGAAAACGGGAUCCUGCACACCCUGCGGAGGACGGCUGUGGCCCGCCUGACCCCCUUCCUGCACAGCCCGGGGCCCAGACGCAAGGGGCCUGGCCCUGAGCACCGGCUCCGCAAAGCUAGCGACCAGCCGUCGGGCCACAGCCAGGCCACUGAGAGCAGUGGCUCCACGCCCGAGUCCUGCCCGGAGCUGUCCGAUGAGGACGGUGACUUCCAGCCCGGCUGCGGGAGCCCGUGCCCACGGUGUGGGAAGGAGGCCCGGCGGCUGCAGGCAUUGCAUGAGGCGGUGCUGUCCGUCCGAGAGGUCCAGCAGGACCUGCACAGGCACCUCUCGGCCAUGUUGAGCUGCACGGUCCAGGCUGCACCCCCGCCAGCCCCCCGCUUCCUGCAGAGUCCCCGCUCUUGGGUCCUGCUCUGUGUGCUGCUGGCCUGUCAGCUGCUUAUCAACUCCAUCCUCAAAUGA